Trichoderma citrinoviride is the source of this 321-nucleotide messenger RNA. RefSeq lists its product as hypothetical. Lineage: Eukaryota; Fungi; Ascomycota; Sordariomycetes; Hypocreales; Hypocreaceae. The record is from RefSeq and is a predicted model, not a curated record. The annotation marks the transcript as partial. The transcript has a single exon.
AUGAGCUCUCAGACACUCCGCUCGGUGUACCGGGCGAGGCCAGAGCUGGCGCAGGCCGGACAAGCCCUGAGAGGCUACUUCCGCCACUUCUCCACGACGCAAUCGCAACUCGACGAGGCUUCUUCUUCCCCUCCGACCAACAACAGCGGCAGCGGCAGCGGCAGCGGAAAUGCCAGGCCUACCACGGCUCGACAGCGGACCCGGGCGGCGGUCAGCGAGAUCAAUGCCCUCGUCAAGGACCGGAACAGCAGUGCUCAGGAGUCACGGAAACCAACGAAUGCGGCGGACGGCUCGCAGGCGCAGCAGCCCAGGGUCAUUGAU